Molecule: messenger RNA, 4892 nt
Organism: Cryptotermes secundus
Lineage: Eukaryota; Metazoa; Arthropoda; Insecta; Blattodea; Kalotermitidae
Gene: Osi24
Exons: 8
Coding region: 810-2570 (586 amino acids)
Source: RefSeq, a predicted model, not a curated record
GUUACAUUCCCAAGGAGGAGCUGUGCGAUGCUUGGUUCUUACGUCUGUGAUAUGUUUGUGUAUUUUAUAUGUGUUAUAAGCUGUGUUUAUUGCUGUAAGUUGCGUUUCUGAUUUCAUUAACAUUAACUGUUAAUAUUAAUUUACUGUGAGAAAAUUGUUAUGAAAAGAUAUGGAGAAAUUUGAAAGUUAUGUUAUCCAUCGAUCAAAAUGGCUCGUAAAAGUGGAUGUGCAGACAAAGUGAGGCAGUGGAAGGCAAACCCCAGUUGAUUGCGCGUUUCAUUUUAUGAAGCUUUAUAAUUAUGGGAUAUGCAUUUUGUUGUGUUCUGUUUUGAAAGCGCGCAGUCAGUUUAUUAGGUAAAAAUGGUGAAAUUCUGCAGAUGAUAAGUUAUUCCAUAAACAAUAAUGGUCAUUUAGAAUGUUCCAUGGAACUCUACAUGUUGAUAUUCCGAAAACAUGUAGUACUUUUCUUAACACUUGUGACGCAACUUUAUAAAUGUGAACUCUUCAGUGAUCGAUCAGUGUUGAUAUGCUGAAAUAUGAAAUGUUUUAUCAGCGAAUUACCAAAGACUGUUCUCUCGCGUGAAUGCUUCUUGGUAUUAGCGUGUGUAGUGAAAUUAUGAAGUGAAGGAUUCAACAUAGGAUCUUAUCAACGGCUGACACGUUCCAGCGAGGUCGGACUUCGAACCUGGGACCCACCAACAGGAGCGACACACAGACCAUACGCCGCUGAAGAUGGCGCCGGUGUGAUUCAGCUCGGGGAGGACAAGAAGUAUGGAGAGUUAUCUUGGAGGUCAGAGAAGGACGCUGCAAUGACCAAAAGUUCAACUUUCACACUACACAGACUGAUGCAGGGAUACCGUAAAGCAGGUAACCAGGAAACAUGGCAGCGUGUGAAAACUUUCUGUGACGUACCUCGUUAUCACGACAACAUUUCCGACAUUUCGUCAACGAUGGGCCGACCGUUAUUAAUUCUACGUCGGCAACAAUUGAUGACACUGGUUUUCCUUCUGUCGUUUACGACGCUGGCAACAUGUGCUUCGGUCGACGCCACACGAGAUGUUUCACAAGGCAAAUACAAGUUCGAAAAGACUGACAAUAUCUUUAACAAUAGCCAUAACAAUGUUACCAAAGACACUUCUUUGUACAGAUAUCCCACUCGAAGGCUCAACGGAACAUCCUCCGAAAAUACAGAACAGAUACAUAACUUAUCUCUAGAAAUUAAUUCAAAUUGGAAUUCCAGUUUAUCGAGUGGAUUGACGCUUCUAAAGGUUGUUUCUUCAGUAAACCAAGACUGUUGGAAUAAAAGUGACGCGCUGAAGUGCAUUAGGGCCAAAAUGAUUGAACUUGCGGGAAGAAUUCUAUAUUCAACAGAUUCGUAUGUCCGAAGCAGUGAAGUCCAAGACUAUAACAUUUCGGAUAUUGCAGAAGGGAAAGUUACAUUGCUUCAUGAAAUUAUUAUGAAGCAAUUAAGAAAUCAUAUGUUGGCAGAGAAUUUGGGAGAACUCGGGAAUGAAGUGGAAGACACUGCUAGAGCUGCCCUGUCUUGGUUUACACCUGAGGGAUCAGGAAAGAGCUCCUUCCUGACUGGUUUUGGACUCGGAUUUCUCGCCUUCGGGCUGAAGAAACUUCUGUUACCGUUAUUCAUCGGGGCGCAGAUUGUGAAGUCUGUUUUGAUAGCCAUGUUUUUACCCAGCAUCCUUGGCGGGCUGGGAAAACUGGUGGGUAAAGGCGUUUCUACCUUCGCUUCGGCAUCAGGAUCCUCAGGACCUUCGAACAACAAUGUGGACGAUUUUGAAUUCAAAGAUAAUAUGGCGUUCGACACCGGAGAUUCGGCAACGGCAGCCUCUAAAUACUCCUCAGCAUUUGUCUAUCCAGAAACAUCUAGCGGUUUGGCGUUCGAGAACGGACUGUCAGCAGGCACACUACCUGCUGCGGCGUUAUACGUGCCUGGUUCAGCUACAGGGACCGGCUCCUUCAAUAGGUUUCAACAACAAGCGACGGGCAACUCCAAAGUUAGCUAUGCAUCGCUACCUACCGGUGCUCACCAUCACUACGGGAGUUACUACACGCGACAUCAGCAACCGAGCAAGAAGCAGGACUACAAGGUGUUCCACAACAUCCCUUCAUCAUCUCUUCUACUCACGAAUUACGACCCGUUCUACAGUCCUCUGCUAUCUCGGCUCGACAGCGUGUUCAAGCAACUGGGAUAUGAAACAGAGACAUGCAGAGAGCGCCUUGUUUGUGCCAUGUACAAGAAUCCGGCAAAGUUUGCACCUUACAGCAAUCUUGUGUCUGCACAGCUCAGCAGGGAGCUGAAUGAGUUGAGGAAACCAUCAACAGACAACCCAGAGAUUCUACGCUUCUUCCGGUACAUGAAGGCAGCCAAGGAUGGCCAAGAUGGUGCGGAUUGUAUCCAGAUGCACCCUGGCUGCUCAUCUUCCAGUGCUCAGAGCACGGUUCACCCUCCAAUGGUCAAGACUUACCACGAUAUAAAUAAACUGGUGCAAGCAAGAGGAUUUGGAAAAUCUAUUGGAUUUCUUGGAACCAGUGAAAGUUCUACAGAGCGUUAAUUGUCACAGACUUAAGUGCUAAUAUGGAUGGUCCUGUGCUGCUGGAACAGGAAAGUUUCUUCAUUUAUGAAGAUGAAUUCUGAUGAAGAGUAUUGGCUACAAUGGUUAUCUAGUGAUGAUUACAGAGAAAUAUCCUAUUGAUAAGCUCAGGGUUCAGAAAUGGAUUAAGAUAAACGAAGAAAAUCAACAACAUCAAAUGGAUUUUGGAAUCAUUAUCCUUUACUUCCAUUGUUAUUAAUAUGUCACUUUGUCUAGUUUUUGAAAUAGCAGUGGUAACUAUAUUUGCCACCUCCUUCAACAUUAAUUAAUCUGGAAGUUCAUUCCGAUGUUUCUCAUUUCAUUCUUAAAACAAGCAAAAUAUAAUUUCCUAAUUAUAACAAUAUGUUUUCUUGGAGAUGUGAAAUAAAUUCUUUUACUUUAUCUUCACUUCAUAUAUACUAUCAAGCCUAUUCUGGCUUCAUAUAUUCAUUUCUUCUUCUUCAAGGUCUUCCUUGGUUUUAGCAUCCUUAUAAUUUAUGUUGUAGGAUCUGUUCAUCAAUCAUUCUAUCCAGGCAGUUUAUCCGGUUUCAUAUGUACUCAUCUCUUUCCUAAUAUCUGCAGUCUUAAAAUGGUGCAGUGUAGUCCAGCCUUUAACUGUUCUUAAAUACCUCAUCUCCACUGAUUUCACUCUGUUCUUGCUUUCAUUGUCCAAGAUUAACUUCCAUAUGGCAAAGAUGUUACUGCUACUGCUUUAUCAAAUUUCAACUGUGUUUCUUAUCAUGUUUUAGUCUUUAAGGUUAUUCUUAAGGUACCACAUAUUGUGUCAUACAUAUUGAGACUGUUACUUUAGUCUUUAUCUAAUGUACAUGUUAUAUUACUUCAUACUCUCGAAUUUCUAAAUGAUAUUUAAAUGACCAGUAAUAAACCAGUCAAUUAACUCAUUAACUGUUUGGACUGGACAGAGUGAAAAGUUCUUUCAUAUGUAUACCUGAAUCAAACUAGAUUUUUAAAGAGACCUCCUGAUUUAAUGUAUUCAUCACCUGGUCCGGCAUGUGUAUUUGUUUGCAGUAUAUGGAUCUGAACACUGCUAGGCCUUGUGCACAUGGCUGUGUUUUCUUCAUCACUAUGCUUAUAGUUGCCAGCCCUGCUAUUACCAGCUGUCUUUUCCCAUUCCAAGGAUUUUCAUUUGUCAUAGUUUAUGUCCAUAUAAACUCUUUGUUUUCUUGAAACAAUGAUUCAGUUAAUGACUAGCCUAUAUGCUGGAUGACUGAGGAAUCAGGGUUACAUUUCCAGUAGGAACAGAGAAGUUUAUCUUUUCCACAUUGUGCAGACAGUGUGUGGGGCCCACACAGUCCCCUCUCCAGUGGACACUAGGAAGUGCAGGGGCAUGAAGCUAAGUACUCACCUCUUAAUAGCCUGGCCUUUUGUCUGUCUCUCUCAUCUGAGAGGUUUCCUAAUUAAUACUUGUAAUAGGACUACUUUGAUGGAAUCUGAGACAAAGGUUUAUGCUUUGCGUGUUCCCCACCUCAGCAAAUAGACUCUUUCAAAAUUUCUGGAGCAGACAGAGGACAGAUAAGUAAAUAAAAGGGCACUGUUACACUAUAAAUUGAUGUAUUAUUAGUUUAUGUAACAAUGCUUUUUCAACUGCAAAAUUUGUAUAACUCUGGAACGAUGAGAAUAGGACUAUGAAUGAUGAGCAGGAGAAAGUCAUGAGAACAAGUAAACCUUCCUCUUUUCUUAUUUCUCCUUCUUUUGUCCCUGUCCUCCCAUGUUCUUCUUCAGUUCCUCUUUCUCUGUUGUCUUAAAUAUUCUAACCAAAUAACUUCUUUCAGAGUCUGAAAGGGAUGGACACAUAAAUAGAAAGUUGUUAAGACCAAAUUCAUGUAUGAUAAAUAGUAGCUAGAUAUCUGUAGAGUUCUUCUAUUUAAAUGUUAUUUAUUAAAAUUGUAUUUAUUGUAUUAAUUUAUUGCAUAAUUUAUAAAUAUAAAUAAAAUGAAAUAAAAUAAUCAUGAGACCAUGGUUCCAAGCUGUUCCCAGUCAUUAAAAAUUAAAUAAACUGUUACAUAAAUAUAUCAGUGACAUCUCAGUGGUGGUCUCUCUUUUGUGAAGAGUUUGUGAGUGUCAUUAUGUCAAUAGACUAUGAGCAGUAUAACCACAUAACUGUCUGAUCCAAUGGCUGCAUGAAAUUGCACAAUUUGGAUAGAUUGCAUGUUGGUGUUAAAGACAUGAUUCUCCUUGAAAUUAUGGUUGUGAUCACACUUGUAGCCUUUUUUAAGAGAAAAUAUAACAAAUAUUUUCCUUAUAAAUAUUUAUAAACUAAUAAUUGUACAUAGCUGUUUUUAU